This is a messenger RNA of Setaria italica (foxtail millet), 2423 nucleotides long. Its product is annotated as protein HESO1. The coding region runs from base 482 to 2062 and encodes 526 amino acids. The record is from RefSeq and is a predicted model, not a curated record. Gene Ontology annotation, molecular function: RNA uridylyltransferase activity. The transcript has 9 exons. NCBI's taxonomy places the organism in Eukaryota, Viridiplantae, Streptophyta, Magnoliopsida, Poales, Poaceae.
AGAAGGAAGGGCGCGGCCUGGUUUCUUGUUUUCUUCCUGCAUCAAUCUGCCACAAUCAGACGCCUCAGGAAAAUAUUACACACGCGAGCUCAAAGGACUAGUACUCUCCACAAGGCAAGAUCGUGCUCCUCCUAUACCAUCACUAGCUUCAUGCAUGAAUUAAAUUCAAGCGUUUGUUCUUGCAAACUCCGUCGUAAAAUCAAGCAAGAUUCCUCAGCUCGUUGCAUGCACGCCACUCCCCCGUCCUCCCCUGCUCCAGCCACUGCCUGUUCUGAAGAGUUUCAUGCCAUUUUCUUGUAUUGUCAUAUUUUUAAAACAACUUUAGUUACAUAAUUAUAAUUAUUAAUUAUUUAAUUAUUCAUUUCAAGGAAUAUUUGAUUUAAUCAUUGGUAGACGCACAAACCAAUACCCCUCCACCACAAAUUAUGGCGUCCACCCUCCUACUUGAGGAGAUGGUAGGCAAGAGCUCCUCCCAAGUGCAAUGGAGGCCGCUUACCCCGUCCAGGUUUUCAGCAUGAUUUAUUCUGUUCGUAGCUUUGAGUUACUGAAGGCAUGUAUUGAAGACAUACUCUCUACAAUAAAACCAGGGGAAGAUGAUCGAAUGAAACGAUUGCGUGCAAUUCAGGAGCUGGAAGAUUCCAUUUACUCAGUUGGGGCCUUGAGAGGUGCUGUUGUCAAACCUUUUGGAUCCUUUAUAUCAAACCUUUAUGCAAAGUCAGGUGAUUUGGAUGUUUCAGUUGAUCUCUGGAGUAGCUCAAGGCCUAUAAGCAAGAAAAAGAAGCAAAAUGCCUUGAGAGAACUGAUGAGAGCUUUACAAAUUAGAGGUGUUGCUAGAUGUAUGGAGUUCAUUCCUAAUGCAAGGGUUCCAAUUUUUCAGUACCUGAGCAACCAAUUUGGCAUUUCCUGUGAUAUAUCGAUUAACAACUACCCUGGUCGAAUUAAAUCCAGAAUUUUCUACUGGAUCAAUACCAUAGAUGAACGCUUUGGUGAUAUGGUUUUAUUGGUCAAGGAAUGGGCCAAAGCUCAAGAUAUUAACGAUCCAAAAAAUGGAACCCUGAACUCAUAUUCUCUGUGCCUACUGGUCAUUUUUUAUUUCCAGACAUGUGAGCCUGCAAUUUUACCACCUCUGAAGGAGAUUUAUGAUGGAAACGUUGCAGAAGAAACAGUGUUUUAUGAUGAGAAACAUGUUGAUGAGGUUUGUAUGGCAAAUAUAGAAAGGUUUCUAUGCCAGAACAUGAGACAACGAAAUCAGAACUCUCUCACACGUCUCCUCGCAUCCUUUUUUCAUAAGUUUUUAGGCAUCCGGCGCUUUUCAAGUAAGGUGAUAUCCACUUACACAGGCCGGAUUGAGCUAAUCCAGGAUAACCCAAGUUGGAUGGCCAAAUCAUACAGCUUGUUUGUUGAAGAUCCAUUCGAGAGACCUGAUAAUGCUGCUAGAGCAGUUGAUGCGGAGGAGCUUGAACGUAUUGAGCUUGCCUUCAAUCAUACGAGCAGUAGGUUUGUUGAUGGCGCACUCGAAGACUGGGAUGAAUUAGUGUCGCUGCUGUGUACACCUGCUGUUGGAUCUAUUCUUCAGGGAGUCAGGGCCAACCGCUGCACAAAUACUCUCUCCAGUCGUCAGCUGUAUUCGGCAGCUAAUCAAUAUGACAAUCAACGUCACCAGCAAGCCAGAGGUUCUGCGGGAAGCAGAUCAAGAUCACAGUUACAGGUCUAUACUACAGGACACCAGACGGCACGGCCAGACCACUAUCAUAAACAACCACAGGCCUAUAACGCAGAGGGCAUGACAGCAGGACAAUAUCAGAAUGUCUAUCGUCCAGAGGCUUAUACUGCAGGGCUUCAAACAGCAGUGCCAUUCCAGUACAGUGAUUAUACACGGUCGCACGCGGCAGGGAGCCGAACGGUAGGCCGAUACCAGAAUCAGCAGAGAAGGGAGUACUCGCCAUGCCAGCAUUCUGGCACUACAAGGUAUGAGCCUGCUGGUGGACGUCAGUUCCAUGAUGCUCCAUCACGGAACUAUGGGCAUCAAGCCUCCUCGAGCAAUACAGCAUGGCAACGGUAGCAGCCAUUCUGUCAAGGCGGCGGCUGCAUCAACUGACUGACGAAUAGAGUAUCCCUGGAUAGCAGCAGUUUAUGUUCAGCUUUUGCGUGACGAAAUGCAUCUAUUUAUGAUAUUAACGUAGCUUUUGCCUGACUAUGCAUCAAUUUAUGGAAGCUUGGCUCAUGUGGUAAUGAUGCUGAUAUGUUCAUUUGGACCUAUAGUCCUUAUUCCUGUAAGCCUGUAGCUUGAUGUCUUCAGUUAGUGUAAUAUGCAGAAUAUGGCUGUAAGUUAAGUAGUUAACCGACAAGCUGCAGUUUCAUUACUCGAGUAUGUGGCUGUUUUAAAAAACCUUGCCAGAAAUCUUGCAUUAACAUUUUGUCAA